Penicillium antarcticum is the source of this 3429-nucleotide messenger RNA. RefSeq names its product GTPase-activating protein. The coding region runs from base 1 to 3429 and encodes 1142 amino acids. The transcript has 3 exons. The record is from RefSeq and is a predicted model, not a curated record. NCBI's taxonomy places the organism in Eukaryota, Fungi, Ascomycota, Eurotiomycetes, Eurotiales, Aspergillaceae.
AUGCUACAGUGGACAUCCUUCGUUCAGAAGGCCCAGAGCCUGAUUGAUCCCGCCAACUUCAACAUUCCUGCCCUGUCCACGGCCGAUCAUAGUCCCUCGAAGGCCUCGCUGUUCCGCCAACAAUUCCGCCUCCCCGAUUCCCAGAACCCACUCCAAGAGAUUACCGCUGAUCUUGUCCUGCCUCUUCCGAACUCAUCAGCGACUCAAGGCGAUGGCCCACGCAAGGCUGACCGAGCUGGAAAUCGAUACACAGGGCGCCUGCAUCUGAGUGAGCGCUUCAUCUGUUUUUCUACCCAGCCGACAAGCUUUGUUUCCUCUGCUACGGCAAGUGCUUCAAAUACUUGGACCGGCCAGACUCAUGGAACUGGUCCGUCGGGCAAUGGUUUCAUUCUUCCUCUUUCGUGUAUCCGACGAGUCGAGCGUCUCCAUAGCGCCAGCCAUGUCUUCUCCUUGGCGCUCACAACUUGGAAUGGUCUGCUCAACAAGCAACAAGAAGCCAAAUUUGCGCCCCAGCGCCUGAUCUUGCAACUUGUCGGUAGCAGACAGGCUUGCGAACGAUUUUGCGACACAUUGAAGAAAGGUCUGCGGGAAGGAAUGAAAGAGGUUGAAAGCCUUCGUACUGUCGUCAACGAUUGUUACUCAGAAUACCUGCUGUCAGGUGCAAAGACCAAGGGCCAGGAAGGAGUUGACGCCGACGCUCGUCAACCUCCAGAUGCGGGACUGGGCUUGAUUUUCCGCUAUCCUGGCGAUGCACGUAAACUGCGUGAUCGCAGUAAGAUGAGACUGUGGGGCGAAUAUUUCAGAGAAAAUGGCCGUAAUGCUACGCUGGUGCGCCAACCAACCUUCCACAAGCUCAUUAGAGUCGGUCUGCCCAAUCGCUUGCGCGGAGAAAUAUGGGAGCUUACAUCUGGCUCUCUUUUCCUUCGUCUGCGGUCUCCCAAAUUAUACCAGGAGACACUGGCCAAAUUCGAAGGACAGGAAUCCCUUGCCAUCGACGAAAUCGAGAAAGAUUUGAACCGCAGUCUACCAGAAUAUCCUGGCUUUCAGAGUGAAGAGGGUAUCGGCCGCUUAAGACGAGUUCUGACGGCAUACAGCUGGACCAAUGCAGAAAUUGGGUAUUGCCAGGCCAUGAACAUUGUGGUUGCUGCAUUGUUAAUAUAUAUGUCAGAAGCUCAGGCGUUUUUCCUCCUCUCUGUCCUAUGUGACCGUCUCUUACCUGGUUAUUAUUCAACGACCAUGUAUGGCACACUUCUGGAUCAAAAGGUGUUCGAAUCAUUGGUUGAGAAAACAAUGCCGGUUCUAUGGGAGCAUCUAACCAAGUCUGACGUUCAACUCUCCGUGGUCUCAUUGCCCUGGUUCCUGUCUCUCUAUAUCAAUUCUAUGCCUCUUGUCUUUGCUUUCCGCGUCUUGGAUGUUUUCUUCUUGGAAGGGCCAAAAGUUCUCUUCCAGGUGGGUCUUGCCAUUCUCCGAGUCAACGGCGAAGAGCUCUUGGAAACUCAGGAUGAUGGGUCUUUCAUUUCCGUCUUGAAAUCAUAUUUCUCACGUUUGGAUGAAUCUGCCCAUCCAAGAUCAGAGAACCCCAAGCUUCGGGCAAUUACUCGAUUCCAGGAAUUGAUGGUGGUUGCUUUCAAAGAAUUUUCGGGCAUCACUCACAGCACCAUCACUGAAACGCGUGAAAAGCAUAAGGGUGCUGUGUUGGAGAACAUUGAGACCUUUGCCAAGCGUACCUCGAUCCGUAACCUUGGUCCAGAGAGCAAGCGCCUAAGCACAGAUGACCUUGGCACAAUCUACGACCGUUUCUACGAAACACUCUAUCAAUGGGAACAGCACCAGAGAGUUAUUGAAGAGGAACGGAGGCGCCAAGAGAGGAAGAAAUCCGAACGACUCUCCAUGCUUGCCCCUCCUACAGACACGCAAGUCGGCCGUGUUGGUCUUGGACCGAGUCCUUCACACAUGGACUAUGAUGCUUUCCGGGAGUUUUUGGCUGCUACUUCUAAGUGGGCGGUUGCUGAUUCACCUGGACCAUCGAGAAAGGCAUCCUCGUCAGGAAAUUCAGCAUUGUGGGCGAACCGUCGACAGCCGGCUGACCAUGAGUUCAUGCAACGACUCUAUCGCAAGUGGGCUACUGAUCCCGAAGAAGGGUUGAACCUUCAGAAUGUCGUCAACGGUCUAGCACGUCUCAAGGGAUCACCUGAUAUUAUGAACAACAUCAACUACUUCUUCGACUUGUAUGAUGACAACGGCAAUGGCCAAGUCGAUAGAGAAGGGAUCCUCAAAAUUUCCGAGGCGCUUUUGUUCCUUUCUCGACGGGGAUUUGAGGGCACGAUCACUGCAACUCAAUCUGUGGAGGACCUGAAUACGCCUAAAGAUCGCGAACUUGCCGAGAAUUCGCUCACUACUGACGAGAAGUUCCUUAGUAGUGUCAGUGCGUUCAUUCGUCGCUGCUUCGAAUAUGCGGAUCCCAGCCACCCAGAGAACCAAAAGGGUGCCCAACAAGAUGCCACAGAAGAGGCAACAGAGAAGCUUGGCUCAUUCGCUAUCGGUGAUGAUGACGAGGAAGAGGACCUAAUUGAUGUCGACGAUGGAGACUCUAAGUCCAAUAUGUCCCCAGCACCAGACGCAGCACCCCAACCGGCACAGCCCAGCACCGAGAAGCCAGACAGCCACGACCAUACCCGCUCAACAUCCGAGUCUGCCAACCCAGCUCUCGACCCCAACAAUCCCCUGCACAUCACUCUCCCCACUUUCCGAAUGGUUGUCUUAGCCGACGAGCUCCUAGAAAAAUUUUUCGAAUCCUACUUCCCUCAAUCAUUCCACCUCUCAGACCAUCCCCACCCAGCCGCUCUCGCCGCCUCUUCCUCGCUCUCCUCUAAUCUUACCACAUUCUCCAACCUCGGCAGCAUUCGAUCCUCCGGGCCCGGUUCCGCAUCUGCCCCGGUGGCCGGCGCCUCAGGCGGUAUCGUCCCCCCAGGCAAAGGCCUCCGUGGCGUACUGGACAACAUUGUCACAGACGGAAUCCGCAUGGCAGCCGAGGUCAAAAAGAGAAUGGAUGAUGCUCAGCGCGAAUUGGAGCGCAACGCCCUCGGCCGCGAGGAAGAAGACGACGAAGAAGAUGACGAUGACUACCCCCGCCGUGAGAACAGCGCCGGAGUUAUGGCUGGCGGAAUCUCCAGCUGGGGCGCGGGCGCGUAUGGCGCAGACACUGAACGCCGCAGUGUUGUCCGCGAUGCUGACCGUGACCUCCUUGAAGGAGCUGAAGUUCUCAGCGUUCGCGGAAAGGAGGAGAGUACUUCCCUUUUGGAUGGGAAAGAUGACACCGGAUCGGGACCCAGCAAGGCCGCCGACAAUGCUGUUAGCUCCAAGAGCCAUGGUUCACCUACAGAUCGUGACGGAGAAGUCAUUAGCAAAGUUGUCGAGUUUGAGUCAUGA